Molecule: messenger RNA, 2944 nt
Organism: Nothoprocta perdicaria
Lineage: Eukaryota; Metazoa; Chordata; Aves; Tinamiformes; Tinamidae
Gene: AFG3L2
Product: AFG3 like matrix AAA peptidase subunit 2
Exons: 16
Biological process (GO): protein-containing complex assembly; mitochondrial protein processing
Cellular component (GO): membrane; m-AAA complex
Molecular function (GO): metalloendopeptidase activity; ATP-dependent peptidase activity; ATP hydrolysis activity
Source: RefSeq, a predicted model, not a curated record
AUUAUCUUUCAGCUCCGUGAAAAAGUUGCCCCUGGCGCCACGACUGACAGAAGCACUGUCUUGGCGAGUGUAAUUGCUGCUUGCAGAAGGCUGUUCUGCCAGCCUCCCAAAGGAUUUGAGAAAUAUUUUCCCAAUGGGAAGAAAACAAAUGGAACUAAAGGUUCGGCUGCAGAAACAAAAGAAGCAAAUCAGGCUAGUGCACGACAGCCUUCUGGGAGUAGCAGUGGAGGAGGUGGCAGCGGUGGAAAAAAAGGCGGCAAGAAAGAAGACACUAACUGGUGGACCAGGUUACAGAAGGGUGACAUUCCGUGGGAUGUCAAAGAGUUCCGCAUGUACGUUGUGGGAAGCUCGUUUUUCUGGACCAUGGUCGUAUACUACUUCUUCUUCAGGGUCCCUGGGAGAGAAAUCACCUGGAAAGACUUUGUCAAUAACUACCUUUCUAAAGGAAUGGUGGACAGGCUUGAAGUGGUAAACAAGCGCUUUGUUCGAGUGAUCUUUGUUCCAGGAAAAUCUCCUCACGACUGGCAGUAYGUCUGGUUUAACAUCGGCAGCGUGGAUACUUUUGAACGGAAUCUUGAAACUGUGCAGCAAGAUCUGGGCAUAGAAGUGGAGAACAGAUUACCUGUAGUCUACUCAACAGAAAGUGAUGGAUCCUUUCUCCUAAGUUUGCUGCCUACGAUCCUGAUCAUUGGCUCUCUGCUGUACACGUUGAGAAGAGGCCCUGCCGGCUUAGGUCGAGCAGGACGGGGCAUGGGAGGCCUCUUCAGUGUGGGUGAAACCACAGCUAAAGUUCUUAAGGAUGAGAUAGAUGUGAAAUUCAAAGACGUAGCUGGCUGUGAGGAGGCCAAGCUAGAGAUAAUGGAGUUUGUAAACUUCCUGAAAAAUCCCAAGCAAUACGAGGAUCUGGGAGCAAAAAUUCCCAAGGGGGCCAUUCUGACAGGUCCUCCUGGCACUGGGAAGACACUCCUGGCUAAAGCCACGGCGGGAGAGGCCAACGUACCGUUCAUCACAGUCAACGGCUCGGAGUUCCUGGAGAUGUUUGUUGGUGUGGGUCCAGCUCGAGUCCGGGAUCUGUUCUCGCUUGCUCGGAAAAAUGCCCCUUGCAUCCUCUUCAUCGAUGAGAUCGAUGCCGUGGGGAGGAAGAGAGGAAGGGGCAACUUUGGAGGGCAAAGUGAGCAGGAAAACACUCUCAAUCAGCUGCUCGUGGAAAUGGAUGGAUUUAACACAACCACAAAUGUAGUCAUAUUGGCAGGGACUAAUAGGCCUGAUAUUUUAGAUCCUGCUCUGAUGAGGCCAGGACGCUUUGAUAGACAGAUUUACAUUGGACCCCCAGAUAUAAAAGGAAGAGCAUCUAUUUUUAAAGUCCACCUUAGACCUCUGAAAUUAGAUGCAGUCUUAAACAAAGACAGCCUAGCAAGAAAACUUGCUUCACUGACGCCCGGAUUUUCUGGUGCUGAUAUUGCUAAUGUUUGUAACGAAGCUGCUUUAAUUGCUGCAAGGCAUCUCUCGGAUGCUAUCAACCAAAAGCAUUUUGAGCAAGCCAUUGAAAGAGUUAUUGGAGGUUUGGAAAAGAAAACUCAGGUACUGCAGCCAGAGGAGAAGAAGACCGUGGCGUACCAUGAGGCAGGGCACGCAGUAGCAGGGUGGUUUUUGGAACACGCCGACCCACUCCUAAAGGUGUCUAUUAUCCCCCGUGGCAAAGGCCUGGGUUACGCUCAGUAUUUACCCAAGGAGCAGUAUCUUUACACCAAAGAGCAGCUGCUCGACAGAAUGUGCAUGACUCUGGGAGGACGCGUGUCCGAGCAGAUCUUCUUUGGGAAAAUUACCACUGGAGCCCAGGACGACUUGAAGAAGGUGACGCAGAGUGCGUACGCUCAGAUAGUUCAGUUUGGUAUGAAUGAAAAAGUGGGGCAGCUCUCCUUUGAUCUGCCCCGCCAAGGCGACAUGGUGCUGGAGAAGCCCUACAGCGAGGCCACGGCGCGGCUCAUCGACGAGGAGGUGCGCGCCCUCAUUAACGCCGCCUACGACCGGACGCUCGCUCUGCUGCGUGACAAGAAGGAGCAGGUGGAGAAGGUCGCUCUGCGGCUGCUGGAGAAGGAAGUGCUCGACAAGAGUGACAUGCUGGACCUGCUCGGCCCGAGGCCCUUUGCAGAAAAGUCGACGUACGAAGAAUUCGUCGAGGGUACGGGAAGCCUGGAGGAAGAUACCUCCCUGCCAGAGGGCCUUAAAGACUGGAACAAAGAUCGUGAGAAAGAGAAGGAGGAGACGAUAGACGAGCAAGUCGCCAGGCAGAUCAGAGGGGUGCCCUUUUAGCACAGAGCGUGUGGUCGUGGUAACUCGCAGUCUGGAACUCGCCUCGCUUGUUCCUCCACAACGAAAAAGAUAUUUAUUCAACCAAACUGUAUURGGGAUGGGUGGGAGAGUGAUACCUUGUGAUGAGACGAGGCUGUUCUGCUCCCAGUUGGUGUGUGAGCUCAUCAGCUCCCUGGUAAAGGAGGAUCGUCUUUGGUUUGCCAGCUGAAGGCACACAGUGGGUUUGAGCUGCAGUGCAAUGCCAGAACUGAACCUCUCAAACUUGGAAAUAGCUCRGAUUUCGUGCACAAAAGUAGUGGCGCUGGCCUCUCUUUUUAAUAAGUAAUCURAUAAAAAUUAAAGUUCUGUGAUUAUUGAUCUAAAACAAAACUGUAUGUGACAUGUUCUAAAGAGRGGGAAAAAAUCAUACAAAGUGCAUUGGUGAAUGCUUAGCCAAAAGUCUGGUCUAAGUGAAAAAGUACUAGCUUUGCGGAAAUACCAGCUCUACCCUGCCCCCUCAUUUUGGUUUUUAAAAGUCUGUUUACAAAGAACUGCCAUCAAACAUGAUAGUGAAAUUGGAUACCCCCUUAAAUWUCUUAAAGUCAUGGUUCAGUGUCUUAAAUUAAGUAUGAAACUGAAUUUGGCUCCUGCA